Molecule: messenger RNA, 1512 nt
Organism: Cetraspora pellucida
Lineage: Eukaryota; Fungi; Glomeromycota; Glomeromycetes; Diversisporales; Gigasporaceae
Source: the annotation of a GenBank genome assembly
AUGUCAACAGGUGGAUUACCGGAAGAAACUCUAAAGAAAGUGCAAUAUCGGGAAUAUUGGGAGGAACCACAUUACAAGUGGGGAAAUACAGAUACGUGGGAUCACUAUUUCAUCAAAAAGAUACCAGAUGCAACGAAGCACAAGUCACAUAAUGCUCUAGGCGCUGAAUUAAAAGUUUUGAUUCAGAACUUAAGACCAGAAACAAGAGCAGGCAGAAAAGCAUUAGCGAUACAACGUGAUUUGAGGAAAAAUGGGAAACACCUUGAAGAUCCACCUGCUUACGAUACGAUACAAUCACACAACAUCGAAGACGAGGUGUCUAAUUCACAAACACAUCCAACCGUUGAGGAACUAAUAUUUGAUACACAUAUUGCCACAUUACUCCUACAAUAUAGAAGAGUUCUUGAAGAAAUGAGGAAUCAUUACGUAGAACAAGAAUCACAACGAGGCCGACACUUAUCUAAUAUGCUUAAGUGGUCUGUUGUGGACCAUUCUCUGUUUAAUGGAUUCAAGUUUGUUGUCAGCUUACUAAGACCAGCUAUUAACAUGUCAUUAUUGGAACCUAUCCUUAUGGAGAGCCGGAAUAAACCAAUUCAUCACAUAGUCACGAUUUUACGCAAUUUGAUUACUAAAGAAAUUGUAGAUGAUAUAAGCCCUGGCUUUAAAAGAUGGCUAGAAAGAUUAUGGAAAGUUCGUAUAAAGGAAUACUACAUAAUUGAUACAAUAACGGCAUUAACCGCUAUCACUUCAGUUAUUUUUUACUCACCUACACCCUGCCGAGGUCCAGGGAGUAAACCAUCAGAAAACCAUAUAAAAUCACAAAUGUGGGCCAAAAUCUUUUCGGAUACAUUUCUCAUUGAUUCAGACGAUAUUGAUGUGAAUUGGGAAUAUCAUCACCAAAUCCCGGGUAACGGUGGAAGCGGAUCUGCUAGAUCUGAUAUUGCUGCUGUUGUUUUCAAUGACACCGAUCAACAGUUUCCCUUUUUUAUAGCUGAAUUUGAGACUGACGGAUUUUCAGUACAUAAGGAUGAAAUGGUCGUGGCGGCAGAAGCUGCAUUCGAAUAUAAUCGUAUUCUUACAGCUGCCUACUAUUUAUCGGAAGAUGAAGUAAAUUCAUCUCGCCUGCAUAUUGGCCUUAUAAAUGGGACAACCAUUCAUCUGGGUUCGAUGAAGCCGAUCUAUGACGAAGAAAAAAAAUCUUUGAUUUAUGCCUACGAAAUAAACAAUGUCACUUUCAAACUCUACACUGGUAAUCAAGAGGCCGAUAUUGCAAGUGCACUGAAGUUAGUGGCAUACUUGAGAACAAAUGUAUGUCAGGAUGGAAUAUCACUUAAAGCAUUACUUAACAGGAAAAAAAAUAUGCGCAAUGGAACUUUAUUAGCAGCUUUGCCCCGUCUUCCGAAGAGAGCCGUCAAGUCACGUCCAAAAAGUGAUACAGAAUUCACUCCUCAGGCGAGAAGAAUUAUAUAUAUCGAUGUUGGUUUGAAUAAUGAUAAUAAUAAUGUUCAUUAG